Molecule: messenger RNA, 1489 nt
Organism: Solea solea (common sole)
Lineage: Eukaryota; Metazoa; Chordata; Actinopteri; Pleuronectiformes; Soleidae
Product: RING finger protein 223
Exons: 2
Coding region: 426-1130 (234 amino acids)
Biological process (GO): protein ubiquitination
Molecular function (GO): ubiquitin protein ligase activity
Source: RefSeq, a predicted model, not a curated record
UGAAGUGCUAAAAAGGGAGCUGACAGAGCAGAGCAGGUGAUACCAACCAACGGAUACCGAGGAAGGAGGAUCUAGAGAGAGCUAAAACUCAGCCUCUGAGCACACACCCUCCUACACAAACACACACACACACACACACACACACACACACACCUGUAACCCCAGCACAUUGUUCAGACCAGUCCAGAGGAGGACUUCACUCUGGGCAGAGGCACAAUUGAACACCAAAAUCCCCACCUCUUCCCUGCUGGGAUCUCAGAAGUCAGUUGGCUUUGACUUCAGAAGAAAAUGAAAAUGCAUUUCUGACUGAGAGUGAAGUGAGUGCUGGGUCCUGCAGAGAUACAGAGGAGAUCAUCUGACAUCUUCUUCACUUACCAGAGUCCAAAGGAGGCUGGACAAAGGAGAGGGAAGGCUCGAUUCUGAAAAUGGAACACACUGCACAGGUUUGGCGCGUGCAGGAAACAGCUGGGGAGCUGCAGAAGAAGGUGUCGGUGAUGGGCCAGCCAGAGUGCUCCAUCUGCUACAACACUUAUGACAAUGUCUUUAAAACACCAAAGCUGCUGGAGUGCACCCACACCUUCUGCCUGGAGUGCCUCUCCCGCCUCAUGGUUGUCUCACAGGCCGACUACGACAGCAGCAGUGGCAGCAUGCGCCUCUCCUGCCCCUUCUGCCGCCACCCCACCAUUCUCUCCGAGGAGGGACCCCCGGCGUUGGCCACCAGCCGCGAGGUCCUGUGCAAACUUCCCCACCACCAGCAGCAAGAGGAGCCGGUGUGGCUGGAGGGCGAGAAGCUGUGCUACAAAAGCUCCAGGCACAGCACUGGUUUGGACGCUCCCGACAGUCCCACGGGCUUCUGCAUCUGCAUUGACAUUGGAACAACCAAGACAGUGGACGCACCAAUCCAGACACACUCAAACACAUAUAGCCUGCUGGGCCGGCUGGCAGAAUGGAAGAGGCUGGUGAUCUUCAUUGUGCUCAUUGUGCUGCUCAUUAUCAUCGUGUUGUGGCCUCUACAGUGUGCUUUCACCACAGGAAACAUGCGCUGUAGACGUGAAACCAUCAACCCCAUGAUGACUACAACCACCGCUACUUACAACCCUUCCCCCAGACUGCCUAGACCCACAGAGUAACUGGACUAUGUGUAUAAUAUUGUAUGACACUCAUAUUUUUAAUAUUUGGCUGCAUAACUAUACUUUUUAUUUUAUUUUAUAAAGGGCACUUGAUUAUUGCUACACACAGCAGUAAUAUCGUUUUACUGAUGCAAAAAUGUGCAAUUGUCUGUUUUUGAAAGUGGAAAUUCCAGCUUUCAAACACACAGUGUCCACUCAUAUGUGCUGUACUUGCAUCACCAUUGAGUUCACAGAGUUUCUGUUCCAUUUUUUAUAUACAGUCUAUGUAAACAACAUAGAUUAUAAACUUUCAUCAGAAGUUCAUAUGUUAAAGCCACUAUGUGGUUUAUUUUUUUAAUGAAAUGUCUGACUUGAUUGCC